Messenger RNA from Danaus chrysippus (African queen), 378 nucleotides. Lineage: Eukaryota; Metazoa; Arthropoda; Insecta; Lepidoptera; Nymphalidae. The record is from the annotation of a GenBank genome assembly.
AUGUUCUGUUUCGAUGGUGUUGAUUUAACAUGGGGUAUGGCUCCGUAUGUUGGUAACGACGCCGAAGACGAGGUUCUACCAAGACACCCUUCCUUCAAAGACCUCUUAAGACCUGGUCUCAUAAAGAACUCUAUCUAUCUUCGUACCUCAAGGUUAGGUCCCGUCAAACCACCAGCCUUCCCUUGUGAAGAUAUCAAAGCAGGGCUGUCACAACACUCAAGUCCUACAAGCAAAGCAACAGUAUUUCAGGAGCCGACAAAUCUAUUACCACCACUUCCGCCUCCGGACCUCUCUCCACCAAGAUCACCAUCAAGAUUCCUCGCCAAGAAAGUCAAAGUACCACAAAAAGAUAAAAAACCACCUGUCAGAAUGGCCUGA